AUGGCUGCGGCUGUCGCUCCGUCCAUGUCAAGCUCUGCCAUCGUCAACUCGGUCGGGCCCUUCUACAUCGGCGUGCUCGGAAACGUCGCCAUCGGCGGCGUCAAUUGGGCACAGCUCCUCGACUACUACCGCAGGUCGCCGCAAGACCGACCGCUCGUCCGCUUCGCAGUCCUCGCGGUAUUCGUCCUCGCCGCCAUACACACCGUCGUCUCGUGCCAUAUUAUCUGGUUCUACUUCAUCCAGAGCUACGGCGACGUCGCCACGCUCGCCGACUGCGUCUGGUCGUUCGGCGUCGACCCGCUCUUGACGGCGUGCGUUGCUGCGCUCGUCCAGGGCCACUACGCCUACCGCCUGUACCUCGUCGGCAAGAGGAGCAUCUGGGUGCCCGCACUCGUCGGGUUCUUGUCCUUGUUCCAGCUCGGAGCUGGUACCUACUGCACGGUGAUCGCGCUCCAGGACCCGUCAUGGGUCAACAUCCACCGUCGACUCGACGGCUGGGUCGCCGCUUGGCUCUUCUCGAUGGCGGCGGCCGACAUUCUCAUCACGAGUGCUCUCACCUUCCACCUCGCGAGGGUCAAGAGCGACUUCGACUCGACCAACACGCUCAUCAACCGCAUCGUGCGCAACAUCGUCGCCAACAACGCCCUCACGGCCGUGACGGCAAUUUCGAGCGGCAUCUUGUUCGUCGCGUCGCGCUCGACCGGCUGGCACAUCAUCUUUGGGCUUACUUUAGCUCGCUUCUACACCAUGUCGUUCCUCUCGUCGCUCAACGCCCGCCACUCGAUCCGCUCCGACCUCUCUCGACGACCCUCUCCCGCCCCACCCACGCCCAAGCCCUUCCUCCUCACGCCGCGAGAGCCCGGCUCGCCCGACCUCGCGCCGCUCCCGACCGAGACGACGUCGCACGGGACGCACCUCUUUGUGCGGCCGCAGCUCGCGAGGACCAACAGCGCGCACAGCGGCGCGAGCUCGGUGAGCUGGAUGGAGAAGAGGCGACCGCAGCCGCAGUGGCGGUCGUCGGAGCGAGGCUUGGGGAUGGACACGCUUCCCAUUUCGAUCCAGAUCGAGAGCGAGUCCACCGACGAGCCGUCGACGACCGACGCCCUGUGGGACCCGUCGCUGUCGUUCGCCGUCCCGUCACCGCCGCUCGCCUCGCACCCCGGCGCCGGACGCGGCGACGUCCUGCUCGACAUGCCGUUCUCGCACGCCAUCGAGGUCACUCUCGAGGGCAAGCCGGAUCCUUGA
Rhodotorula graminis WP1 is the source of this 1245-nucleotide messenger RNA. RefSeq lists its product as uncharacterized. The coding region runs from base 1 to 1245 and encodes 414 amino acids. Lineage: Eukaryota; Fungi; Basidiomycota; Microbotryomycetes; Sporidiobolales; Sporidiobolaceae. The record is from RefSeq and is a predicted model, not a curated record. The transcript has 9 exons.